UUCCGCUCGCCGCGGAGGGAUACUCGCCGCGGCCGGGACUCCGUGCGCGCGGGGCUGAAUGGAGGCAGCCUCUUCCUGGUGGAUAAACAGUGACAGCUACAGGGCAGCCACCGAGACCCAGCACACAGGCUCCGGCGCUGCCCUGGCAAACAACCCCCCAAAAUGGCUUCAGACAGUGCACACAUCGCGCAGUUGACUUCUGAACUCUACUUCCUAAUAGCCCGGUUUCUAGAAGCUGGACCGUGUCAAAAAGCAGCCGAGACCCUGAUAAGGGAGGUGGAGGAGAAGGAGCUGCUGCCCAAGAGGCUGGACUGGACGGGGCAGGAACACCCCGGGACCUACGAGAAUUUGGUGAAGCUCUGCAGGCAUGUCAGUCCAGACCACCUGCUGCAGGUCUGCUCCAGAGUUUGUCCGCUGCUGGAGGGGGAGGUCCCUGCCAGCGUGCCUGGACUCAGCAGCCUGCUGGGGGCCGGCAGGCAGAAUCUCCUCCGCACCAGCAAGAGCUGCAAGCAUGUUGUGUGGAAGGGCUCAGCACUGGCCGCACUUCACUGUGGCCGACCACCGGAGCCGCCGAUCAUCUAUGGCAGCCCCCCUAAUAUUGUGGAGACGAGCCACGGCCGCCGACUGAACGGCUCCUACCGCCUCCGGCAGCUGGUGCCCACCGCCGUGUACCAGCACAUGAAGAUGCACAAGAGGAUCCUGGGACACCUGUCGUCCGUGUACUGCGUCACCUUCGACAGGACGGGGCGACGCAUCUUCACGGGCUCGGACGACUGUCUUGUGAAGAUCUGGGGCACAGAUGACGGACGUCUGCUGGCGACGCUGCGCGGCCACGCCGCCGAGAUCUCCGACAUGGCCGUCAGCUACGAGAACACAAUGAUCGCCGCCGGUUCCUGCGACAAGACCAUCAGAGUGUGGUGCCUGCAGACCUGCGCCCCGCUGGCUGUCCUGGAGGGACACGCAGCCUCGAUCACCUCGCUGCAGUUCUCUCCUCUCUGUUGCGGCUCCAAGCGCUACCUGUCCUCUACCGGAGCUGACGGAACCAUCUGCUUCUGGCAGUGGGACGCGCGGACGCUAAAGUUUUGUCAGAGGCCCAGUAAGUUCACGGAGCGCUCCAGGCCCGGCGUCCAGAUGAUCUGCUCAUCCUUCAGCGCAGGUGGUAUGUUCCUCGCCACAGGAAGCACGGAUCAUAUCAUCAGGGUGUACUACUUUGGUUUAGGCCAACCAGAGAAGAUCUCUGAACUCGAGUCGCAUACAGACAAAGUGGACAGCAUCCAAUUUUCACAUUGCAGUGACAGGUUUGUGAGCGGCAGCAGGGAUGGUACAGCGCGGAUCUGGCAGCUGCAGCCUCAGGGCUGGAGAAGCAUUCUGCUGGACAUGCAGACCAAAUUACCCGGGAAGUACAACCCUCCUCCGCUGGAAGACAAGGUGACCAAGCUGAAGGUUACCAUGGUGGCGUGGGAUCGCCAUGACGGCACGGUGAUCACGGCUGCCAACAAUCUGACGCUGAAGGUGUGGAACUCCACCACGGGGAACCUCGUUCACGUCCUGAUGGGUCACGAGGAUGAGGUGUUCGUUCUGGAGCCGCACCCCUUUGACCCAAGAAUCCUUUUCUCGGCGGGGCAUGAUGGGAAUUGCAUCGUGUGGGACCUGGCCAGAGGGGUCAAGAUCCGCUCCUACUUCAACAUGAUUGAGGGCCAAGGACACGGGGCAUUGUUUGACUGCAAAUGUAGUCCAGAUGGGCAACACUUCGCAGCCACAGACUCCCACGGACACCUGCUCAUCUUUGGCUUUGGCUCCAGCAGCAAGUACGACAAGAUAGCGGACCAGAUGUUCUUCCACACCGACUAUCGGCCGCUGAUCCGGGACGCCAACAACUACGUGCUGGAUGAGCAGACCCAGCAGGCGCCGCACCUCAUGCCCCCUCCUUUCCUGGUGGACGUGGACGGAAACCCCCACCCUCCCAGAUACCAGCGGCUCGUGCCUGGCAGGGAGGGCUGCAGGGACGAGCAGCUGAUCCCGCAGAUGGGCGUCACUUCCUCAGGCCUGAACCAGGUGGUGAGCGAGCAGGCGGUGGACGGUCCUAGUCCUCUGGAUACGAUGAUUCAGAGGCUGCAGCAGCAACAAGACCAAAGGCUGGGAACAAACGAAGCCCCUGUGUCUGCAGCUGGUAACAGCCGGGCUGGCAGAGGAUCGGUGGGUUCGCCAAUAGAGGUGCACUCCCCACCCAACGUGGGUCUGCGUCGCAGCGGCCAGAUCGAGGGUGUCCGCCAGAUGCACAGCAAUGCCCCACGCAGCCAGAUGGCCACAGAGGGAGACCUGGUGGCCUGGAGCCGCAGGGUGCUGGUCCCUGAGCUGCAGGACGCCUCUGUCAGGAGACAGGUGAGCUGGCGUGAGGCGAAAGGGGAGGAGGAGAUCAAUAUUUAUCAGUCAGAAAGGAGGAGACGCACCAUCCACUCCCUUCCCAAGGAGAGCAGGGUUCAUCCCACAUCAGAGUGUGCAGUCGAUGAGGGGAGGAAGAGUCAGGGUAACCAUGGUUAUCAGACUCGUGCUGCCAUGGAGGAGACGAGUCGCCAGAGUGCUGAGGCAGCAGACGACGAUGACAGCGCCUCAGAGGGAGAGGUGGAGGUACGUAAAAUCAACGGGCAUUCCUCAGAGGAGGAGAAGGAAGAGGAGGUAAAAGAGCCCUGGCCAGAUGACCACAGUAGUUCAAGCGACUACUCCAGCGAUUACUCUGACUGGACGGCGGACGCAGGGAUCAACCUUGAGCCGCCCAAGAAGAGCGUCAAGGUGAAAAAGAAGAGCAGCGGCUCCGAAGAGGACGUGGAGAAGAAGCGGGAUGGGAAGAAAGAAAGAAAGAAAGACAAGCCAGACAAAGACGACGCAUUACCAAAGAAGAAGCAGCCAAAAGAGAACAGGAAGAGGGCAGAUCUUCAGGAGCAAGGGCUAACCCUGGAGGAGUGGCUUCCCUCUGCCUGGAUCACAGACACCGUCCCCCGGAGAUGUCCUUACAUACCCCAGAUGGGAGACGAGUUAUACUAUUUCAGACAGGGACACGAAGCCUACGUGGAGAUGGCCAAACAGAAGAAGAUCUACAGCAUCAAUCCUAAGAAGCAGCCGUGGCACAAGAUGGAGCUACGGGAGCAGGAGUUGAUGAAGAUAGUUGGUAUCAAGUACGAGGUGGGCUUGCCCACACUGUGCUGCCUGAAGCUUUCCUUCCUGGACCCUGACACCGGGAAACUGACUGGAGGAUCGUUCUCCAUGAAAUAUCACGACAUGCCUGAUGUAAUCGACUUCCUAGUGUUGCGGCAGCAGUUCGACAAUGCCAGAACGAGGCAGUGGAGUAUAGACUGUAAUGUCUGUGUAGGCGACAGGUUUCGGUCGGUGAUCGAUGAUGCCUGGUGGUUUGGGACCAUUGAGAGCCAGGAGCCCUACCAGCCCCAGUACCCUGACAGCCUGUUCCAGUGCUACAAUGUCUGCUGGGAUAAUGGAGACACGGAGAAGAUGAGCCCUUGGGAUAUGGAGACUAUCCCUGAUGAUGCCACGUUCCCCGAUGAGUUGGGCUUGAGCGUCCCGCUGGUAGAAGAAGAGCAGAAGGAGCUGCUCUACGUCCCCCUGGAUGGGGAAUGGGGCUGCCGCACGCGCGCAGAGGAGUGUGAACGCAUCAUCACAGCCAUCGACCAUCUCUGCACACUCGAUGUGGCAGCGCCAUUUGCCUUUCCAGUGGACCUCCAGGCUUACCCCACGUACUGCACAGUGGUGGCCUACGUCACUGACCUCAGCACUAUACGCCAAAGGCUGGUGAACCGCUUCUACAGACGACUGUCCUCUCUGAUGUGGGAGGUUCGGUACAUUGAACACAACGCCCAAACAUUCAACGAGCCUGGAUCAUUCAUCGUCACCACCGCCAAGUUCGUCUCUGACCUCAUGCUGCAAUUCAUUAAGGACCAAAGUCUGACAGACAUCAUGCUGCUCUACAGAACUAUGAAGAAGGCAACUUUCUCUGACUCUGAAGACGAGGAUGAUGAGGAGGAGGAGGAUGAAGAUAGUAACGCUCCUGGAACAUCAACACGGAACCACAAGGGACGUCAACCUAAUAGGCGGCAACUGCGAACCCGACCGCCUUCAUAUGACCCUCAUGCGUGGAGGGGCCGCUGUAAGGAGCUGCUGGACCUGAUCUUUCAGUGUGAAGACUCGGAGCCCUUCAGAGAACCCGUGGACUUACAGGAGUACCCGGACUACCUGCAAAUAGUUGACUCUCCAAUGGACUUUGGAACCGUUCUCAACACGCUAAAAGAAGGAAAGUACCAGUCUCCCAUCGAGCUCUGCAAAGAUGUCCGGCUCAUUUUCAGCAAUUCCAAAGCUUACACGCCCAGUAAGAAGUCUCGGAUCUACAGUAUGAGCCUGAGGCUUUCCGCACUGUUUGAGGAGCAUGUCAGCUCCAUCCUGGCUGACUACAAGGCCAUCCACGGCCUGACAGAUAAACUGACCAGACAGGGCACGGACAGACAGACGCGACACACUACGGACAAACAGACACGGCACGCCAUGAAGAGGAGGAGGAGGAGGAGCGAGUCUCCCGCAAGCAGCACUGCAUCCAGCCCAGAGAGGAAGAGACGCGUAUCAUCCAGGGUGACAGCGAAAAGGGAGCCAUCGCCGCCUCCUUCACGACCUUCUUCCCUGAGACAGAGCAUCCCCCCGAAACAGCCUCUGCAGCUGGUCAACGGGAAGGGGGAUACGCCGGCUGCAGGGCGAACACGGAGCGCAGCACGCCACUCUGCACACUCUCCACCCGCCACAUCCGCUUCACUUAAUGCCACAAGCAGCACAGCGAGCAUUGCAGAGUCUACUCGUUCGCUGAGGGCUCACAACUCUGUGUCGGCUUCAACGCCCUCGGCUCCUGAAAAGGUGACACCCUCUCCAGCCACAGAAAGUAGCAGUGGAGGAAGCACCCGGCGGAAACUCAGGACGCCUGUACGACUCACACCUGGCGCUCCAGUCCCUGUCAGCCCUUCAACUCAGAGCACAGUCCACCUGAAUGGUCACAGUAGUCACACUGGUGUGGGGAGGAGGGGGCGGAAACCCAGAGUGGACCCACCGGCGAGUCCCCCAGAAGUCACGACGCCGGCGAGUCCCUCCAGACCCCGAGGUCGCCCUCCUGGCAAGAAGAGAGGCAGGAAGAGCAAGCAGGAACUGGAGGAGCUGAGACGGAGCGGUAACCGCAGGAGCUCCACCCCUGACGAUGAGCUCGACCAAUCCACGGGAGACGAAGGUGGGACGUCUUCCGCACAGGAAACAUCUGUGCUGUCGGACUCCGGGAUGGCGUCGACGCCCAGACGACGCGGCCGGCCCCGAGCGGUAAGAACCGACGAAUCCACUCCUCCCGUGGAGUCGCCUGAGCCCUCGCCGCUGAGGAGGAGCAGCAGGAGAGCCAACGAGGAGGUCACCCCGCCUCCGAGGACGGCUCCUCAACGACCCAAUCGCAAGGAGUCUCCACAGGAGGAGACGGGGGAGGAGUCGGGAGAUGAGGCAGGAGGGGAGGCAGGAGGGUCCAUGCGCACGCGUAACCAGGGGCGACGGUCGGCCUGGUACAUGGAGGAGGACUCUGAGGAGGAGCAGAGGCAGCUGCUGUUUGAGGACUCAUCAAUCACCUUCGGCACCUCCUCUAAGGGACGAGUCCGCAAGCUGACAGAAAAGGCCAAAGCCAACCUGAUAGGCUGGUAACACACCAGACGCACAGGACGAGAGGAGGGGGCCGACUGCCCCUAGAGGAGAGAAACCUCGGGAGAUUCAGAUUUCUGAAUUUGUUCUUCGGAGGAUUAGGGGUCUGAGUGGAGGAAGUCAUGCUUGGUGUUGCAUUUGUGUGCACGUGUUUGUGUGUGUACGUCCGGGCGGCUGCUGGUUCUGCUAUUUGAAGCCGAGGCGCCGGAGAGAGGCAACAACGCAGAGGCCUGUCCAGUCCUCCUUCCUCUCGGCCCGGCGAGCACAUCGCUAAGGCGACCAGUGGCUUUUUCCGAUGACGCAUGUUCAUUCGUUUCCAGCUCCUCUUACAUUAUUGGUCCAUGUUGGAUCCGACAGAUGCCCGCUGACUCCCGUGUUUGGCGGUCAUGUGACUUGUUCCUGUCCAGUGAACUACUCUUCGCCCGAGGAGUCUGACCUGAAACACUGUUGGCGUCAGACUGGGCAAGAUGGUAGUUGACUAGAGUUUUAGUACUUGAAAAAGUCUUGUGGAGAGAUGGAUGUAUCUCAUCUCAGUCUUACUAUUUCAAAGAACUUUUCAGCAGUGUCUCAGCUGGUUGUCGGUCAAAGUCGCCCGCUGAGCAAAAAUCGUUAGGUCCGUGAUGGACUACAGACCCACCGCUGGCCUGACAACAUCUUUCGCCCCUGUCAUCAUUGUUUCUGUUCUUUUCUUUUUUUUCUUUUUUAAAUACAACCCUCUCUUAGCUUUUCUAAGAUUUGUACGUAAUGAUCGGCUCUCUGUUUUGGAAGUCUUGACCCGAGCGUGUCCGUCUGCGCUAAAAUACCAAAUGGUGUACCUCUGUUGGUACUGUAGAUCAGUAGGUUCUGUUAACUGUUGGUGUGUGUGUGUGUGUGUUUUUAUUUGCAUGUUAGAAAGAGGAAGGAUCUCUUUAUUUUCCCCUAGAAGCUGUUUUUACUGUGAGAAGGAUGAAAAGGAUGCAGGGGUGAAAGGGUUCAUCUAUUUGUUUCGAUAGAUCAUGUUUCAAUGCGUCCUCAACAUUAGCAAUACCUUGUGCCUUUAUGUCUUUGGUGUGUGCGCGCGUGCAUGUGUGUAUAAGCGUGCUUGGCCUCUGCCCUGCAAAGUACAUGUGCCUGUCUGUGUACGAACUUCUGUUGUGACUAUGCGAGUGUGUGUGUGUGAUUGAAGGAGUGCGUGUGUUUUUUUAAAACUCAACUGGGUGUGUCGUUCACUCUGUGUACCAACAGUGGCAUACAGUUUGAUCAUUGUGAAACCUCUCAAAGAAAUGUAUUUAUAGCAGUUGGAGAGAAAAAAGAAAAAACUUUACCGUUGUUGUAAGCAAACCAUUAUUCAUGUCAAUAUAUUAUCCUAUAACCAACCUAUCGUCAGUUUAUACCUAAGGUACAGCGAGUGGAGCUUUGAGAUGCACUUACCACAGACUGGUUAUCAAUGCAGUCGUAGGGAGAGACCCUGUGUAUUUUAAAACUGUUGACAUAUAAAAAGAAACUUUUUAAAUGUUGAUAUGUUUGUAUGGUGACCACACACACACAUACGCACAGACACACACACACACACACACACACACACACACAAUUCUGUCUCGCAUGCUCUAGCACUUUCUCACGCCUGAAACAAAAAGGAUUGAGCCAGAUCAAACUGGUUCCGACUUGGACAGAAAGUGGAGAGAGAGAGAGAGAGAUCGUGUGCCUUCCCUACUCUGGCAUAAUAUCCUCGGUUUAUCCUUCUAGGGCCUUUUUGUUGUUGUUGUUGUUGUUGUUGUUUUUGUUGUUCUUUUUUUUUUCCAGACUUCCUGGUUCUGCCCAUCACUGGGUUCAGAGCAGUGGACACCGGGGACUGGACUGGACACGUGACAGGCUUGUGCUGAAGGCUGAGAAAGGCCGACAACAGUCGGACAGGAGACAAACCUAUUAUUUCACUCUCUCUCUCUCACUCUCUCUCUCUCUGUACACCGAAUAGACUGAGUAUAUAAUGAUGGCGGCCUCCACUCCACUUUCGCAUAUUUCUGUUUCCACCCCAGCACAGAGCGAGCGAACGCUGAAUUCUGACACCUGACUGGGGAGGAGUGGAUGGUAGCAUCUGCACACAUCCGAUUCAUGUCAUUGGUCUUCCUCGUCACAUAUUACUCGGACGUAUAUCUCAUCUGUCAACAGUUGCUAUUUUUCUUGUUAUAGAUAAGUUGAUGCCAAAUUCUGUCUUUGGGCACUGACAUUUUAGAACAUGGCUUUUGAAUGUGUUUAUUUCAGUUUGCGUUCUGAGCUCCGUCGCAGGCAAACGUGUCAAAUGUUUUUCCGUCUGUGUCCCCGCCAUAUCGGACGAUGUCGCAGUGGCUAGGUGUGUGGAGUGAUACUGCUGGAAUAGUGUUCUAUACUCUGCCGCACUUAUCUGAGGACACGAUUCCCAUUUAACUGUCAGUCAGUCUCACAAACGCUUUGUUUAUAUUGUGUAUAUGAAGAGCUUUAUUCCAAAUGUCCUAAAACAGUGACACUGUUUCCCAUGACUGUUGACAUCAAAGUAAAUGUAAUUAUCUUUUUCGUUGUUGUUGUUGUUGUUCAAAAUAGGAAGCUGAUGAAGCUGAUUUUUGCCCAUAAAAAUAUGAAUUUAGUGGGCAGCGAUUAUGUAGGUUUUUAUGUGUUCGUCCACUUCUGCCAUUCAUGAAAUGGAUCUAUAAUCUCUUCAUAGGCACAUGAAGGUUUUGGAUUUCUUUCUUUCUCAAUUACAAAAAAUCAUAUUUACAUAUACGCACAGGUUAUCAUGAUGGGAUGGGGUGGGGGGGUUCGCAGGAUAUUGACAAGGAUCUAGCCAUUUUGAAUUAGGAAUGAUUUUUGGCCGACAGCAUCCUUGUCCUGCUAUGUUGGAGCCGCAGUGUCCCAUGUUCAUGGUGGGAUGGGGAGGGAUGUGCAUUGUUUACCCUCUAAUCCCCUGCUGAAAUGCAGUUCUAGAAGUAAACUGCUCAUCGUAUGAAAAUGGACAUCAAACAUGUUUAUAGUCCAUCGCCUCUUAGUCAACUCAUUCACAUUGCCUGUGUUCUUUGAAUCUAUCCAAGUAAAAGAGCUGAUUUUGUUUAAUGCUCGUCAGGUUACCUGAACCAUGCUAGUGAUAAUAUACAGCCUCUAAUCAUUACACAGGGGCCUUAAAAAUCAAGUUACUGGUUGUUGGCCAGAUUUGGUACAUUAAUCUAUUCUCUUUUCAGACGCACAUCAGUCACAUCUGUCCUGCCUGCUCUGUCAGACUGGACCUCAUUAGGUUUUGGUAUUGGGACUUUCCGCCUUGACUCAGCACGUCAAAUCAGCCCUCGUACUUUACAAGACAUGGAUGCUCAUGUACAUGUGCUUUCAUUUACCACGGGCCUGUGCUAAUGUGUGGCAGCAGAGUUGUUGUGCUGUUUGUGGCCUCUGACCACAAAACACUGUGAGGUCCUCUGACCUCACAGUGUUUUGUCAGAGGAUAAAGGUCACAAUGUGUGUGUGUAUGUGUGGAGUGGCUGCAUGUGAGCCACUGGGAAGCAUUUUUUGGAUGUUUUUUUUAAAAGUUUUAAUGGGACAUGGGACGGGACAGAAGAGAACAGGAAGGGACGGGUUCUGAUUCACGGGAAGUGAAUGAAGAGGAUGUCUUUGUUAGUUUGGAUACUUUUUUAUAUAUAAAAAAAUGAAUGCAAAAAAGAAGCAUUAAGCUAGAAUGUAUGUGUAGGGGAGUACUGCUGUCCUGUUAGUUAAUACCAAUAUUUUAAGUAAAUAAACAGUUGUGUUUCCAUA
Molecule: messenger RNA, 9471 nt
Organism: Scophthalmus maximus (turbot)
Lineage: Eukaryota; Metazoa; Chordata; Actinopteri; Pleuronectiformes; Scophthalmidae
Gene: phip
Product: pleckstrin homology domain interacting protein
Exons: 40
Coding region: 163-5724 (1853 amino acids)
Biological process (GO): regulation of cell shape; regulation of transcription by RNA polymerase II; cytoskeleton organization
Cellular component (GO): nucleus
Molecular function (GO): protein binding
Source: RefSeq, a predicted model, not a curated record